Sorex fumeus (smoky shrew) is the source of this 1071-nucleotide messenger RNA. Its product is annotated as zinc finger protein 420-like. Gene Ontology annotation, molecular function: DNA-binding transcription factor activity, RNA polymerase II-specific; RNA polymerase II cis-regulatory region sequence-specific DNA binding. The transcript is spliced from 4 exons. The record is from RefSeq and is a predicted model, not a curated record. Gene Ontology annotation, biological process: regulation of DNA-templated transcription. Bases 1 to 1071 code for a protein of 356 amino acids. Lineage: Eukaryota; Metazoa; Chordata; Mammalia; Eulipotyphla; Soricidae.
AUGAUGGAAUUCAGGCGUUCGGAGCGGAAGUGCCAGCGGGUCGCGUGGUUGCGGAAGGAGUGUGAUAAUGCCUUUACUCGAUCCUCAGGCCUCAUUAUACAUAGUAGUAUUCACACUGGAGAGAAACCGUAUAUAUGUAAGGAAUGUGGAAAGGCCUUUACUCAAUCCUCAGGCCUCAGUAUACAUAGGAGAAUUCACACUGGAGAGAAACCAUAUAUAUGUAAGGAAUGUGGAAAGGCCUUUACUCAAUCCUCAGGCCUCAGUAUACAUAGGAGAAUUCACACUGGAGAGAAACCAUAUAUAUGUAAAGAAUGUGGGAAGGCCUUUGCUGAAGCCUCAACACUUCGUGUACAUAGGAGAAUUCACACUGGAGAGAAACCAUAUAUAUGUAAGGAAUGUGGAAAGGCCUUUACUCAAUCCUCAACACUUCGUGGACAUAGGAGAAUUCACACUGGAGUGAAACCAUGUAUAUGUAAGGAAUGUGGGAAGGCCUUUGCGAAAGCCUCAACUCUUAGUGAACAUAGGAGAAUUCACACUGGAGAGAAACCGUAUAUAUGUAAGGAAUGUGGAAAGGCCUUUGUUAGACCCUCAAAACUUAUUGUACAUAGGAGAAUUCAUACUGGAGAGAAACCGCAUAUAUGUAAGGAAUGUGGAAAGGCCUUUACUCAAUCCUCAGGCCUCACCUCAACACUUCAUCAACAUAGGAAAAUUCACACUGGAGAGAAACCAUAUAUAUGUAAGGAAUGUGGAAAGGCCUUUGUUAGACCCUCAAAACUUAUUGUACAUAGGAGAAUUCACACUGGAGAGAAACCGUAUACAUGUAAGGAAUGUGGAAAGGCCUUUACUCAAUCCUCAAGCCUCAGUAUACAUAGGAGAAUUCACACUGGAGAGAAACCGUAUAUAUGUAAGGAAUGUGGGAAGGCCUUUGCUGCAGCCUCAAAACUUCAUCAACAUAGGAAAAUUCACAUUGGAGAGAAACCAUAUAUUUGUAAGGAAUGUGGAAAGACCUUUCCUGGAUACUCAAGACUUACUGCACAUAUGAAAAUUCAUCUCAGAGAGAAACCUCAUUAG